Lonchura striata (white-rumped munia) is the source of this 3730-nucleotide messenger RNA. It is a transcript of the gene NFYA, whose product is annotated as nuclear transcription factor Y subunit alpha. Gene Ontology annotation, molecular function: DNA-binding transcription factor activity; DNA binding. The record is from RefSeq and is a predicted model, not a curated record. Lineage: Eukaryota; Metazoa; Chordata; Aves; Passeriformes; Estrildidae. Gene Ontology annotation, biological process: regulation of DNA-templated transcription. Gene Ontology annotation, cellular component: CCAAT-binding factor complex.
CCGCGGUUGGGCGCCAUUUUGCGCGGCGGGCGAGUGCGGGCGCUGAUUGGACUUGGGGGCCGCGCGGCGGAGCCAAUCAGCGCGGGGCGCGGACCGGGCAGCGCGGCACGGGCCUGAGGCACCAUGGAGCAGUACACAGCCAACAGCAGCAGCUCCACGGAGCAGAUCGUGGUGCAGGCGGGGCAGAUCCAGCAGCAGCAGCAGGGAGGUGUCACAGCUGUCCAGCUGCAGACUGAGGCCCAGGUGGCAUCGGCCUCAGGCCAGCAAGUCCAGACCCUCCAGGUAGUGCAGGGGCAGCCGCUGAUGGUGCAGGUGAGCGGGGGGCAGCUCAUCACCUCCACGGGCCAGCCCAUCAUGGUGCAGGCCGUGCCCGGGGGCCAGGGCCAGACCAUCAUGCAGGUGCCCGUGUCCGGCACGCAGGGGCUGCAGCAGAUUCAGUUGGUCCAGCCAGGUCAGAUUCAGAUUCAAGGUGGGCAGGCUGUGCAGGUACAGGGGCAGCAGGGCCAGACCCAGCAGAUCAUUAUACAGCAGCCCCAGACUGCAGUUACUGCUGGCCAGACACAGACCCAGCAGCAGAUAGCAGUGCAAGGCCAGCAGGUUGCCCAGGCUGCUGAGGGCCAGACCAUCGUGUACCAGCCUGUGAAUGCUGAUGGCACCAUCCUGCAGCAAGUUACAGUCCCUGUUACAGGCAUGAUCACCAUUCCUGCAGCCAGCCUGGCUGGAGCCCAGAUUGUCCAAACAGGAGCCAACACCAACACCACCAGCAGUGGCCAGGGGACGGUGACAGUGACACUGCCAGUGGCUGGGAACGUGGUCAAUUCAGGGGGAAUGGUCAUGAUGGUGCCUGGGGCUGGCUCAGUCCCAGCCAUCCAGAGGAUCCCUUUGCCUGGAGCAGAGAUGCUGGAGGAGGAGCCCCUCUACGUCAAUGCCAAGCAGUACCACCGCAUCCUGAAGAGGAGGCAGGCACGGGCCAAGCUGGAGGCAGAGGGAAAAAUCCCCAAAGAGAGAAGGAAAUACCUGCACGAGUCCCGGCACCGGCAUGCCAUGGCCAGGAAACGGGGAGAGGGGGGUCGCUUCUUCUCCCCCAAGGAAAAGGACAGCCCUCACAUGCAGGAUCCAACUCAAAGCAACGAAGAAGCAAUGACACAGAUGAUCAGGGUCUCCUAACCCCAGCUUCCAGGAAAGAACACCUGAAGGGAAUUCCCGUCCCUCCUGCCAGCCUGUCCUGCCUGCCCAGAGUGUCCAGUGAGUCCUGGAGUGGGACAAUCUCCAUGUCACAGCCUGUCCUUUUCCACAGAGCAAGCACCACGUGUUGAGGACGUGCUUGAGGUUUCAACUCUGCAAACAGAACCUUUCAGGCUUCCGUGGUGCCCUCUCCUGAUCCAGCACAGGGAAUUCGGAGUCUGAGCGCCCGUCUUUGGCUUUCCUUCAUCUUCCCACCUCAAUCCCUGUGGCUGGUGCAGCUCAGCCCUGUCCAGGGACAGAUUCCAGCUCCUCCAGCCAGCACUGGAUGGGUUUCAGUGCUGGCAAACCCACAGGGCUGGGUUUGCCCAGCAGAGAUUUGUUAUUCCAUCCACUCCUCACCCCUUUGGACUUGGUUUUCCCUGAGCUGGGCCCUGCUGUUGCACCUGUGACCCUGGCAGAAACUGAAGGGGAUUCUUUUCAAUUCCUCCUUGUACAUGUGUGAAGAAGCUCUUCUCUGGGACAGGUUCAGCCAUCCAAUCAAUGCUAGAAAUAGUCAAGAUUACUGCAGGACUUGAUGUGUUGUGUCUCUGUUGCGAGAGGGGUGGGAGAGGGAGAUGUGGGGGGGAUUGGGUCAGUAAAUCAGUUUCUGGGUGGGUUUGGAUGUUCAUUGCCAGUAUUUGUUGCUUUGGAAGAAAACUGGAUGCGAGUAUAGAAAGGAUUGAAACUUUUCAAUGAGUCUCUUCCAAAGAAUUUUCUUUUUUUUUUUUUUUUUUAAAUUUUUUUCACCUGCCAGUGAAGUCCAUGGUUCCUCCAAGAGACCCUCAGUGUCACAGUGGAACCCUCAGUGUCACAGGGGUGGCACUUGGCCAUGGUUGGGCUGGAGUUUCUGAUGCCUAAAUCAUUUCUAUAAUUCCAGAGUGAGGGAUGAUUCAGGACAGCAGCAGCUGGGGCAGCUCAGUCCCAGGUACCUGAAGGACUCAGCAGAUACUGAUGAACCUUCCACACUUUAUAAAUUAAGCUCUUAAAAACAAAACAAAAGUGGCACUUAGUGAAGGAGCAAUACUUAGAUUAUUAAAAAAUAGGAUUUUUCCAUUACCUACACCUGGCUUUGGGCUGAGCAUCUCCACAGAACACAGUUUUAAUUUAGAUUCUAAGCUUGCUCUAUUAUAAUUUGAAUUUUGGUGAUGGGAGCAGUAGUUAAAAACAUUUAACAGGUGAUUUCUCACCACGGCACUCCUGUCCCCUCUCACCUUGAGUUGCACAGCUGCUCUGGGGAUCAUCUGCCUGCUGGAGUCCCAGAAUUUCCAGGUUUUGUGUCCUGUAGUUCAGGCUGGAUCACAGCAGUGAAAUUUGGGGGUGGGAAUGUUGCGUGGUGGACGUGAACCUGGCCAGGUGGAGCUGAAGAAUGAGGAAUUUUUGAGGAAAUGCUGCCAGGGAUGGGUGAGGCUGGGUUAAAUGAUUUAAAGUGACAAGGAAAUGCAGUUUGGAAAUUGUAUUUCCUCCCUCCCAUCUUUUCCCAUUUAUUGGAAGCUAAAGACAAAGUGGAGGAUAAAUCAGCAGGAAGGAAACAGAGCCUGGAAAAUGCUGUUUCCUUUGGAUGAAAGAAAAAUACUCAACCUGAGAGUAUCAGAGGGAGGAGAAAUGUUGGAUCCUCUUUGUGAGUUCCUUGUUUUUGCUCUUCAGUUGAUGGUAAAUCUGUCCUGAAACACCUUUUUGAGAGCUGGAAGUUCAAGAAGCAAAAUUAUUGCUCUGACAUAGAUUUUUUUUUUUUUUUUUUUUUAACAAGUAAUUACUUUGUAAAUUUUUCCCAAUAUCCUUUCAUAUCUAGGUUCUCUGAUCUGCUGUUGUAGGUUGUGUGUGAAGAAAUAAUGGAUUUGUGUUCUAGGAAGUCUUAUUAAUAUUUUAAAUAGUGAUGUGAAAGCCAGAGAGCUCCUAUCAUUUUUUUUAUUUGUUUUGUGUUCUGUGUAUCACUGCUGAAAGUUGUGUUUAUUUGGUGAGGUUGGAGCCAGCAGUCAGCACCACGGUACCAAAAAUAUCUGCUUUCUUUUCCAGGGAAAUCUAUUAAAAUUGGAGACAUGUCCAAUUCAAACCUCCCUAGUAAUUAAAUUGGAAUUCUUUGUAGAUUGGCUACACUUGAGCAAAAACUUCACUUUAGGAGUGAGUUAAGAGUGAGUGAGGAUGAAAGAAGAGGUUUGGGAAGAAAUGUGUUUGAUUGACCUGGAGCAGUGAAGCAUCAAACCCAUCAAAACCCAGAUUUGUAGGAGUGUAAAGAUCAGGAUUUGGAUAAAAAUGGUCCUCAAGUGAUGCUAAAUGGCUUUAAGGCCCUGCAUGUUAAAAAAAGAGGGAGAAAAAUAAACUUUUCUUUUGUGAAGGGGCGUGGGAGGGUCCUGAGCUUAAACGUAAUGUCAGGCAAAGUUUGUACAUAGUUCAAAGUUUUUAAUUUUUUUUAUAUGAUGCAUUUUUUCAAGUGUAUUUUGGUCUUUAAUAGAUGCAAUUGUAAGUACUGUGUACACUCUCCAGCUAAUAAAAUUUAUAAACUGACACA